AUGGAUUCUUUGAAGAUGUUCAAAGGUUAUGGCAAAGUAGAACACGAGCAACACCACCUUGAAGAUCAUUGUAACCCCAAACCCAAACCUAAAUUCUCAAAACCCUUCAUCGCCACAAUUUCCAUCUUCGCAAUACUCUUCCUCACUCUCACCUUCGCCUUUGCCCUAGCAUCCAUCCUCCACCACACCAAGUCACAACAACAACUUCUGAUCAACUUGGUCGAGUCGAUCCGAUUCGUUUGCAAUGUCACGCGCUUCCCCAGUGCGUGCCUCCCUGCCAUCCCACCCUCUGCCAACAUCGCUAACCGUAAGCGAUCCUCUCCCUCUCACUUUGUGCAUCGCUCUAAGCGCUCCAGAGCCUCAAUUCCAUGCUCGAAACAAAGAAUUCACGUGCGCUCGCCAACUGUAGGAUUCAUCUAG
This is a messenger RNA of Glycine soja, 420 nucleotides long. Its product is annotated as pectinesterase 1-like. NCBI's taxonomy places the organism in Eukaryota, Viridiplantae, Streptophyta, Magnoliopsida, Fabales, Fabaceae. The transcript has a single exon. The record is from RefSeq and is a predicted model, not a curated record. The coding region runs from base 1 to 420 and encodes 139 amino acids.